UCGCGAAUCGUCCCGUUGCCGCGGCGAACCUCCUUUCCGGCAGCCGCGUUGCUGAGGUCGGGAUGACGGCCCAGGCGGGCUUAUGGGCUGCCUGGACCGGGCCAAAGCAGAGCCGGAGACGCGGCCUAUAAAGAGCGGCCUCCACAUAAGUCCCUCCUCCCCUGGCCCUCCCGUUGAGGGCUGAGCGGGACUCCCUCGCCUCUCCCGACAGACCAUCUUAAACUAUGUGGAAAUGGGGCAGUGGUGAUGAUUCAGCCUCUACACGUGGAACUCAUGGGACUUCCAAAGCAGCAAACAUGUCAGUGGCCGAUUUGACUGAACAGCUGGCCCAAACUAAACAGCUGGUAGUGCAGCUCAAGGAACAUGUCAAGGAAAAGGAUAAUGAGCUACACAAUAAUAAGCAACAGUUAAAGGAAGAAAAAGAAGCCUUUGAAGCCAACAUUUCCAAAUUAAAGCUGCAAAACAAAGCCAAAGUAACAUCGUUGAAUUCGCAAUUAGAGGAACUUAAGAAGCAGUUAUCCGGAGCUGGAACACAAGAAGAAAAAUCUGAACAAAAAAGAGGAUCUCGAGAUGGUGAACAACAUAAUGCUGCUGCAAGUCGUGGAAAAAUAUUGGUACUUAAAAAGAAAAUUGAAGAAUUAGAAACUCAAAAUACUCAAAAAGAUGAAGAGCUACAGGACAAGAUUGCUGAAUUGAAUGCUUCACGUCUUCGAGGGGCUGAAAUGGAUGCCAUGCUUGCUGAGAAGCAAAAGAAAUUGGCUGAAAAAGAAGCAUAUAUCAUUGAUUUACAGUUAUAUGGUGGAUCAGCUAAUGAUGCCAAAAAAGUACUCAUCCAUAACAAUGAAUUAAAGAAUCAGCUUUCCACAAAGGAGGCCUCACUGAAGAGUAUGGACAUUCUAGUUCAGAGCUUGACAAAGAAAGUUGAAGACCUUGAAGAAAGAUGUAGCCUUCUCCAAGAACAGAAUGAAAACCUGAAAAUUCUUCAAAACAAAGAAAAGGAACACUUCCAGGAAAGAGAAGCCAUGUAUACUCAAAAUAUCCGUAUGUUUCAAAACAUUAUCCAGGAAAAAGAAAAACAGCUGAUGGAACUAGCACAUAAACAUGAACAAGAACUGUUUAAAUUGGUGGCCAAAUCUGAUGCUAGUGCUGAUUUAGAACAGUUACUGAAGGCCUUGAAACAGAAGCUGCAUGAGAAAGAGGAAGUCAUGCUAGGAAGGACACAGGUGAUAGUCAUGCUGCAACAAGAACUGGAUGGCAAGGACCAGCAACUGAAAGAAGUUAAUGAAAUCUUGGUACGUCUUCAGUCAGAAAAAGAUAACCUCCAGUCCAAACUGGAUGCUGAAAAGCAUGUAAUGAGAGCCCAGCUGAAAGACAUGAUGGAGAAACAUGAGGUAGAAAUGAAAAAAGUCAAAGAGAAACAUAAUGCUGACCUUCAGGCAAUCCGAGAGAAGCAUGAAACUGAACUACAAGAAAAAGACCAAGCCCUGCUUCAGCUUCAGAAACAAGCAGCCAGAUUAAGUACCAGUGGACAGAGUAAUUUGGAACAAACUAUUGAUUCAGAUUCUAUAAUGAAGCAGAAGCUGGAACAACUAGAAGCUGAAGUAAGACUUAAAUCAGAAGAGGCCAGCAAAUCUGAAGCUAAGUUUCUCAAGAUGAAAGCUUGGUCCAAAUCCAAGAUCAAGCAGCUGGAAGAUGAACUAAAAAAUGUUACUUCCAAGAAUAAUGAUGUAACUGCCUUACGCAACCAAAUUUCAGAAUUAGAAAGGGAAAAGGAAGAUCUACAGUCUACACUACAAGCAUUUUCUGAACUUAAAACUCAAAAUGAAGAAUUGCUAACUAAGCUGGAAGUUUAUGAAGAACAGCAGCGAAAAUUGCAAGCUGACCUUGAACAAGUCACAAAAAGAGCAGCUUCACAGGCUAGUGAAUCAGACAGUGUGGAUGAACUACAGAACCAGCUUUUGGAAUGGCAAGAGAUUGUUCCUGAGUCUGAGGAUGUGCACAGUCAAAACAGGGAAGAGAAAUCUGCUAUGGCUCUCAGAAUGGCACAGAUUGAAGAAGAAAGAGAAGGACUGAUGGAGGAUGACUGGUUCUUUCCUGGCUGCUCUGAUCCAGCCAUAGUCUUAGGGCAGCAGGAGCUGGAGGAGGAACUGGCUAGAGGUCAAGGGACUGGCAGGCUGCAUCCGGAGAGAAGGAAAAGUGCUCAGCCCAGCAGGAAACUUCAGGAACAGUAUGGCUUUGAUGGAAAACAGUGCUACGAAGAUCUGAAUAUCACUUUGGAUAGCACUGAUUCAGCUGAAGGAGAGAAUAUGGGAGGUUGGUGGCCAGAGUACACUUCCCCUAGUGCAGGUUUACGGACAGUAGUUGAAGAGUUGGAAUUGGAAAGAAAUCAGUUACAAGAACAAAUUCUAUUCUUGGAGGAACGUUGUCGGGGCUUGGAAGAAAGACUGCAGCUCCAAGGCAGAAUGGAAGCUCUACAGAAUGAAAACGAGCGUUUGCAGUCUCAGCUUACACAGCUGCGCAACCAGCAAGCACGUGAUGCAGAAAAACACCAAGUUCUUGUUUCCAGUUUGAAUGAACAACUUAAAGGGUUAAAUGAAAGAAAUGGUUUGCUUGAAACUUUACUGGGGGAGAAGGAGCAAAAACUUUUGAUCGCAGCAGAAAAGGUUGAAUGUACGGAAGACCUGAGCAAUUCACUUCAAGAGAAAGAAAUUCUAAACAAAGAACUAAGUGAAAAACUUUUGCAGAUGGAACAAAAGCUGGAAAAUACCUUGAAGAAGUGCAGUACUUAUGAAGUAGAAUGCACAGAACAGAAAGUUGUUAUCAAUGACUUAACAGAGAAAAUGACUGCCUUGAAAGAUAAGACCUUGAAGCAGGAUGCUGCCAUGGAAGCAAUACAACUUGAUCUUGAUCAGACAAACGAAGAACUUGACAGAUUGAAUUCAUGCCAUUUGGAUGAAAGAUCUCAACUCAUUCAAGAUCUCCAGAGAUGUGAAAGAGAAAUUGACAAUUUAAAAGAAGUUUUAGUCGAGAAAGACAAAGAAAUGUAUGCUCUUUCUUCCAGUAUGUCUGAGUACUCUGAACAGAUUAAUAUUUUGAAACACCAGAUCCAGUGCAAAGAGGAUGAAGUGCGAGAGAUGGAAGAAGCACGAACCAGGGCUGAAAGGGAAGUCCAGUUGUUGAAAGAUGUACAAACAUCAGACAUGAACGAUGCAAGCACAAAAAUCUCACUACUUUCUGAAAAGUUUAAUACAAUAGAAUCAGAAUUGGCCAAGGCGAAAGUUGAGAACAUGGCUAAAACCAAAGAAAAUGAAGAACUUGUCAGGCAAAUCCAAGAGAGCAGCAAAACAAUUAAAAAUCUUCAUUCUGACAUCAAGGCCCGAGAUGUAACAUAUAACAGCAAGUUCAUGGAAUGUGAGUCGCAAAUUAAAUUGCUUAAAGAACAAGUAAGUAAAUCAGCAGAAAAGUUACAAGAAGUUGAGAGAAAAUAUAGGGAGGAAACAGAUGAUCUCAAAUCCCAACUUGACGAACAUAUUUCUGCAAAGGAGAAGCUGCAUAGUUUGCUGGAGGAGAGUGAGAACAAAGAGCAAAGUUUUGUGAAUGAACUGAAAUCUGUGAAGGAUUUAUAUAAUCAACUAAUUUUAGAAAAUGCAAAAAAAGAGGAAGAAUUGGUUAAUUUAUCUAGACAGCUUGCUGAACACAUUGAGCAUCUAGAACUCACCAAGAAGUCUUUACAAGAAAAAUCAGAGCGCAUAGUUUCGUUGCAAUACAUGAUUGAAGAUUUGGAACAGCAGAAGGAAAAGGAAAAGCUUAAGUUAGCUGGAGAACUGGAUGCCAAAGAACUGCAGUUGAACAAACUUAAUAGUGAGUUACAUAAGAACCAGGAAAUAAUUAAAAAGAUUAAAUCCGAAAUAGAAAACAACACCCUAACUAAUAAGCAAUUGCAAGUAGUUCUUGAACAGAAAGAAAAAGCUUUAGUGGAUCAACUGAAAGCCAAUGAUGGUCUUAGAAAUGAGGUCCAUACCAUGGAGAAGGAAAAGCAGCAGCUCAUCAGUGAGAAUGAAAGUCUGUCAAAAUUAUUAGACGUUAAAGAGUGUGAACUUUUGAGACGUGCUCAGUCCAUGGCAGAGAUGGAUAGCAAGAUGUCUGCCAGUGCUCUGGAAUGCCAAAAAAGGAUUUCAGAGGUCAGCUCUGAUAAAGAGAUUCUAAGGAACAAGGUUGAAGAACUCUUGGGCCUUAUCAAGCAAAAAGAAAAUUCAGUUGCUGAGAUGUUGCUGGAGAAAGAAAAAGAAUGUGGUGUUUUGGCUGGUCAGCUGUUGAAAAGCAGGGAGAUGACAAAGCAGUUAGAGGAAGAAAUUCAAUUAUACAGCAGUCAGCUGAAGGGUGCCAAAGACAGAGAGCGGGAAAGCGAAGCGAUGCUAAGUCAGAAAGUGUCAGAGUAUAAUAAAAUGGUUCAGCAUCUCAGUCAGAAAGAAGGAAGAAUUUUGUCAUUGGAAAAAGAUGUACAAGAUAUGGGAAUGGACCUGAAAAUAAAAUGCAAAUCUCUAGACGAAAAGACUGAGCUUCAUGAUGCCUUAGUUAAGCAGAUAGAAGAAAAGCAAGUCAAUAUGACAGAAUUAGAGAAGCAACUAGAAAGGGUUCAGAGUGAAGGCAUGCAAUUGUCUCAACAGAUUGAAGAAAAAGAUUCUGCUCUACAGUCUCAAGGACUAGAAUUGGAGAAUUUUUAUAGGCAGAUUGCAAAGAAAACUGAAGAGUGUGCGGCAUUAAAUCAUCAACUAGAAUUAUUAGGCAAAGAAGUAGAUGCUUUGAAAUGUGAAAAGGACAGUGUUUUGGCUAUUUGCAGUAUAAAAUCAAGUGAAUGUGAUGCUCUUCAGCAUCAGUUGACACAGCAUCAGAAUGAAAUUAUGUCUGUGAAGCAUGAAGCUCAUAUGCUGAAAUUGGAAAAUGAAAAAUUUAAAACAGAUAUUGAAACAGUCAAUGCUUCCUUAAUGAAAAAAUGUGAGGAGACAGCUGCAUUGAAUGCACAGUUGUCACAGCAAGGCCUUAAUAUUUUAGCCAUGAAGGGCCAAAUUGAUACUCUGGUCACUGAAAUAAAAACAUUAAAAAGUAGUUUUCAGGAUAAAGAGGCUCUCCUUUCUCAGAAGGAUGCUGUUAUUCAGCAAAUGAAAGAGACUAAGGAUGCAAGAGAAAAGCAGUAUUUGCAAAUGAUUUCAGAUUUUCAGAGUCAAGUCCAGGUUCUAGGUUGUGAAACUGAUCAGCUUAGGCAAGAAAUGCAAGGCAAAGAAAGUGAAUUUAAAAGGCAAGAACAAGAAUUAAAACUGUUUAAAGAUAAAUCUGAGGAGUCUGUUUUGCUUAGAGUUCAGCUGUCUGAUAAUAUGGAAAUAAUUUCUGAUCUUCAAAGCCAGCUUAAAGCUAUGGUAGAAAAGACAGAAGAAUUUAAUAAGUCAAUUGUACAGAAAGAUGAUUUAUUAAAACAGAAGGAAGAAGAAUUUAUUAAUUUGCAAGCACACAUUUCUGAGUCUUCCUGUAUGCAUCAGAAACUGGUAGAGUCACUGACCUCUGAAGUAGAACAAUUGAAAGCAAACAUUUUUGAAAAGGAAUUGGUGUUAAAUAAUUCUUCUUUGCUUAAUAGUAAAUUAAAGACUGAACUCCAAGACACACACAUUGAGUGUGAGACUUUGAGGAAGCAAACUACAGAUGCAGAAGAACUGAAUUUGAAUCUAAAAAAAGAAAUAAGUGAUCAGAAAAAAUUAAUAAAUGAUAUUAGCGAGACACUGAUGGGAAAAUUGUCUCCUUUAGACAGUGCCAGUCUAAUUAAUAAACUAAGAGAGGAACUUUAUGUGAAGGAGGAAAAAAUGCAGCUGAUUUCUCAGCUGCAUAGUCAAAUUAAUGAACUGACUCAAGAAAUCCAAAAGUUAAAAGAACUAGCACAAGAAAAAGAAAACGCUUUCUUAUCUUUGCAAGACAAAUUUGCUGCUCAGUAUGAACAAAAAAAUGACCUUAGUGCUACUCUGAGUAAAAAAGAAGAGGUUAUUGCUGGAUUACUUAUUUCUUUAGGUGAGAAAGAUGUCAGUGUGCAGUUAGCAGAAAGCAAUGUUCAUGUUCUUACUAAUGAGAUCAAGUUGCUUAGAGAAGAAUUAGAAAAAAAUGCCACUUGCUUAAAAAAUCUGUCACAAGAGAAGGAUGAAAGUAUUGCACUUAGCCAGGAGAAAAUGAACUCUUUGACAAUUGAUCUAGAUUCUGCAAAAUUAGAGUACCACAAAGCAUUAGAUGAAGUGGAACGAUGGAAGUUAACAGUACAACCAAGGGAAGUAGCUCUUCAGGUUAUACAAGAAAAAUGCGACGAGCAGGCUAAGCAGAUCGAAUACUUAAAUUCUGAGCUCAGCAAUCUACAUUUUAAAUCCUCUCAAGAAUGUCAUGACCACAUGCUUUCAGUAGAAAAAUUACAACAACAGGUGAACUCUUUAAUUAAGGAUAAAACUCUUUUAGAGGAGAAAAUUGAUAAACUGAAUAUAGAAAGCAAAGACCUGACUAUACUGGAGAAACAGUUGCAGGAGAAAUCCAAAGAACUGCAAGAAUUCCAAGAAAGAUUAGAAGAUAAAGGUGUCAUUACUUUGCAGCUGAAGAAUGAGAAAGAACAAUUGCAGAUGCAGGUUAGUCUAAAGGGUGAAGAAAUUGGUGAAUUAAAGGUUAAGGUUGAAAAACUAGAACAAAGUCUCCAUGAAUCAGAAAACAGAUGGGUAACAGAACUUGAUAGGGCAACUCAGCAAAAUGCAACUAAUCUUGAACAACUGAGCAAUUUAGAAAAGGAACUAAAAUCAAAAAAUUAUCAGAUUCAGUCUGUGCUCCAAGAACAAGACCUUGUUAAAAAAGAGCUGUCUGAACUCCUGUCUGUGUUAUCAGGUAGUAGGUAUUUCAUCAAAGACAGUGAUAGUAUUGAUGAUCAACAAAUAACUGAAAGUAAGACUCUAUUGGAAAAAUUCUCCACUAUAAUAGCUAGGGUUGUCAGUGAAGAAAGGGAAGCAAUGGCAUUGCAAAAGACCCUUUUAGAAAGAACCAAAGAAAUACAGGAGUUAAAUGAUCAGCUGGAAAACAUGCAGUCUCUGAGGCAAGAGAAAGAGCUGAUUCAAAUUGACCUCCAGAAGGUUAAAGAUGCUCACCAAUCUGAGAUUGAACAUCUGUUAACCAAACUGAGUAUUGCUAAGGAGGCAUUAUGUAAGCAGCAGUCUGUUUGUGAAGAAAGGGAAAUUGCAUUAACAGACAUGAAGGAGGAGGUUAUUUUACUCCAGGAAAAGAUUAUUAAAUCAGAAAAAGAACUUGAAAAUGCUCAGCAGGUAAUAAAUACUGAAUGUCAGACAGUAACAAAACUGUUAGAAGAAGCAGAACAGAAAAACCAGGUGAUAGAAAAUUUAACUUUCCAAGCUAACCAGCAGAAGGAUUUAAUUUCUUCUCUAAGCCAGCAAUUAAAGGAGGAUUUCUCAGUUACUCAGGCCAUGGAAUCCACAUCUAAUGAAAUGGUUAAAUUUCCUGAAGAAAAAUAUAUACCUAUUUCCCAACUGCACCAAAUAGAAACCACUCAGAAGAGCAGUAUGAAAGAGACAGAAAAUUUAUCGCAACAGCUUGAUGAAUGUAAGAAAGAACUUGAACUCGCACAAGUUGUGUUUGCCAACAAAGAUACUAUAAUUAAAAACUUAAUGAGUGAGAAAGAGCAGUUAAAUUUUACCCUAGAAAAAGUACUUCAGGAAAAAGAGAGUUUGAAAAAGAAACUUCAGGCAGCUUUGAUAAUAAGGAAGGACUUAAUUCAGAAGAUUGGAAAGCUUGAGGAGAAUGGGCGAGAAGAUAUAGCAAGGGAACGCAAGAAAAUGAAUGAUUUACUGGAUCAAAUUGAUGAAUUAAUGAAGCAGGGUAAAUGUGCUGAAGUUCAAAACAGAGGUCUUGAAGGCCAGCUUGAAGUCCUAAACGAACAAUUGUUAGAGAAAGAUGCCAAGAUAAAAGACAUAAGUGAAAUGUUGGCUGCUAAGACUAUACUUUUUGAGCAGCUCCAGAAGAAUCUUACAGAACUCAAAGAUGUCAUUGCUGAACAGAAAAGCACGUCUGAUAAGAAUGUAAUAUCGCUACAGGAGAAAGAUGCUCUGGUUGAGAAGUUGAAGUCUGUACUCAAUGAGAACGAGAAAGCAUAUGAAAUGAAAUGUUCUCAGUUUGUCUUAACUAUAGAAAAUCUCAAAGUUGAACUAGCAAAGAGAGAAGAAACCUUAAAGGAAACAAAUGAGGCAGAACAGACCUUAAAUGCUGACAGCUCAGGUACCGACACCACAGAUCUCCCUACUGAAAUUAAUCAAGUUAAUCAGUUGCAGAGGGAGAAGAAAGUCCUGCAAAAGAAACUUCAGGCAUUUCUCGUUGCCCGUAAGGAGAGCGCUAAAAAAAUGCAGAAAGAAAAGGAGGAGCAUGCCAAGCUAUUAGCAGAUUUUGAUCAGCAAUUUAAAGACUUUGAGCUGUUAAAAAAAGAACAUAAUGCACUCCGAGAGAUGCAUCAGCUAAAAUGUAAAGAGCUUGACUCCAAUUUGUUCCUUUUUUGCUCUGUGAAGAAAGAGAGGGAGAUUGUUGGAGUUCUUCAUUGCAAUGAAAACGUGGAACAUAAAACACUGGCAUCAGUGAAGGAUCAUGCUGUGGUGGAAAAAUCAGAAAAGAUGGUGGCAGUUGAAGAGGCUGAGUUAGUGGAACCCCACAGUGUGCACACCAGAUAUGUGGAAGAAAACAAAGAGUUUAAAAAAGAAGUAAGAGAGAAGCCAUUGAAAUAUGAGGAAGAUUUAGAGAAUGCAGUAAAUCUGAAAAACAAUAUUGAACAUUUUAACCAGAAUUAUGAAAAAAGCAAUAUUAGUAUACCAACUGAGAAAGGCCAACUUCAGCAGCAACAGAAAACACAUGAAAAUGAAUUGAUGCAAGUUAAGAAAACUGUGAUUGAAAGUGUAAAUAAUGAAAAGGAUACUCUCCUUAAAAAAAGUGAAGAUCACCUGAACAGAAAGGGAAACAUUGAAAGCUUGAAACAUGAAAUUCAACAGGCCAAUACACAAAUUGCAGAGAAGAGUGAAGAGAUCCAAUAUUUACAUCAUUCUCCUAAAGAUCUUAAAGGCAAAUUUAGUCAUGGGAAUGAAAUAAUGAAAGAAAUUUCUCAGUUGCAACAAAGUUUACAGGAAAGUCAGGAAGAAGCAAAGCAUUUCAAAAUGUUAUUUGAAAAAAUGAGACAAGAAAGAGAAGACUGUAUUAGUUUAGAAAAGUCAAAUCCAGAUUUACUAAGCAUGAAAGAAGAGUUAAGACACAGCAGCGAAGAAAACAAAAAAUUAUUGAUAGAACUAAAUCUGCUACGUGAGAAACUUUUACUAGUUUCUAAUGAUGGCAAAAAUGUAGAAGUAUGUGUGGAAAGUAGAAGAGGAAAUAACAUGGAAACUGUGUUCUUGCAUUCAGAUAAUCAGAUGCAGAAAAGAGUUCAAGAAAAAGACAUCUCAUGUAAAUCCCUAGAUGUCACCCAGGAACUGAUAGGAAAACACAAAAAUGAAGAUGACUAUCAAUGCCAACAGCAGAAGUGUCCUGAUGAAGAAAAAAACAGGGAACGUCUUCAAAGAAAGCUCCAAGCUGCUCUAAUAUCACGCAAAGAAGCUCUGAAAGAAAAUAAAAUACUAAAAGAUGAAGUGGACUUGCUAAUAACACAAAACAAAGAAUUGGUUAAUAAAGCUCACACCCUGGAAAAGCUGGUGUCUGACUUAGGCAUAGAAAAGCAAAACAUUACUGCUACUUCACUGUAUAAAGAAAAUGAAACUGUUGUGACAGAAAAUGUUAGAUUAUUAGUUGAAAAUGAAAAUUUAACUGCUGCAUGUGAAAGUCUUAAGUCUACCAUGGAGACUAUGGUCCAAGAGAAGGAAGCUUUUUCUUUUCAGAUGAAUUCUUUAAAAGAUUCUCAAACAGUUGAAUUGACAGGUUGGAAAGCAAAACAUAGUGAGUUGAAACAGGAAUAUGAGUCUUUGCUACAGGCUUAUGAGAAUAUUAGUAGUAAAAUAGCAGAAAUGAGGCAAGUGAUUGAUAUGACAAGAAAAGAAAAGCAUGAUGCUCUUCACCGAGCAAGUGAAAUCGAAUCUGUGAAACAGCAACUUGAGAAGCUGCUUCAAAAAGUGACUGAUGAAAAUGUACACAUCAAUGACCAACUAAGACAGCUUGAUGAAUCUAAACAGAAGAGAAUUGAUGAGCUGCAAACUGAAUCGGAAAGAUGGUCAUCUGAGCAUCAGUUGUGUUUGAAAGCAUAUCAAGAAAAGGCAGUUGAGAAUAAGCAACUAACAGAGGAAAAUGUGCAAUUGAAGGAAAUGUCUGAGACUUUAAAGCAAACAUUAGAGAGAACUCAAAAUGAAAAUGAAAGUUUUUGUAAGGAUUAUAAUCUGGCAAAAUCUGCUCUGAAGGAUCUCCAAACACUGCUGGAAUUGGACAAGCGUGAUGUGCAGUCUGAGUUCAGUGAUACACUCAGUGAGAGAGAGUCAUUUUUAAAACACAUCCAUGUUCUAAUUGAAGGGGUAUCAGAGAAGGAGAAGGGUGCACUGAUCUUAAAACAGGAGAAUACAUUUAUUUCAGAGAGGCUAAGGGAUUUGGAGGAACUGCUGUACCAGAAAGAAAUCUCUACGUCAAAGUUAGAAAAUGAUGGUAAGAGGCUUAAUCAGGAUAUAGUAAGCCUGAGUGAGAGAAUUAAGAUACUAGAAGAUGACAAGUGCUUGUUACAGGAAGAAUUGGAAAACGUUCAAGAGAUUUCUUACAAAGUGAAAAAUGAGAGAGAAUUUUUGGAGACAGAGUUACUCAAUCACAUAAAAAAGCUAGAUGAGACCACAGAUCAGUUGAAGGCAACACAGGUACAAAACAGUCUGCUGGAGCAGCAGUUGGAAGAUUUAAAAGUGGAGAGAAGCAGUGUGAUUAGAGAGAAAGAAGAACAGCAUCUGUGUCUGGUCAAAAUAUUUGAAGAAAAAGUGAAAUCUGCCCAGAGAGACAAUAAUGGGACAAAAAACAGAACCAAAGAAUUGCGAGAACUUUUAAAGGAAAAACAACAAGAAAUCAACCAGUUGCAAAAAGAUUCCAUUCAAUAUCAGGAGAUGAUUCUAGACCUGGAAAAAACUGUGAAACUUCAACAAUCUAAAAGUGAAAAAUUUGAGAAAGAUCUAAACAACACAGCAGAAAAACUUUCCAAAUCAAAUGCAGAGAUACAAAAACUUACAGAAAAGCUCUCUUCACAGAAAAUGUUACUUGAAGAGUCUAAGGCUGAAAUAGAACUGCUAGCUGCUGAAAACAUACAUAACAAAAAAGAACUGAAAAAGAAAGAAAACCAAAUAUUAAAUCAAAAGAAGGAGUAUGACAGACAAUUGGAUAUUGGUCUUCAACAGCUGAGAGCAACUUGCCAAAAAGAAUCUUUAAACUUAGAAGAAAAAUACAAUGUCCUUCAACAAGAGAAAGAGCAGAUCCUUGGUGAACACCAUAAGCUGCAAGAAGAACUUGGCAUGAAGGAUUCUCAGAACAAGAAUCUUCAGGCUAAUCUAAAUGAUGCCUUAGCUAAAUUAGCUGCUUUUGCUAAAUGUAUGUCUUCUCUUCAAAAUGACCGGGACAGGGCCAUUGGUGAAAUGAAAGCAUGGGAAACACAGUUUAAAGAAGCUAUUGAAAGUAAGCAACAACAGAUAGAAGCCAGCAAUAAAACAGUAGCAUUGUUACAGGAAGCAAUAAAGGCAAAAGUUAUUCAGGUUCAAGAACUGGAGAGCAAAUGUUCUAUUCUAGAAGAAUCUGAGAGUGGAAUGCAGGCCUCAGUAGACACCCACUAUUUCAGUGAACUUUCCAGAAUGAAGGAGGAAAAUGCCACUCUUCAGAAUAAGCAGUGUGAACUGGAAAUUGCUGUCCAGUCAAAAGAAAAUUCUCUUCAGGCACUGCUAAAGGAGAAAAAAUCUCUUAACUAUCUCAUAAGAAACAAUAAUAUUGUAGAAAAAGAGAUGGAAGCAUUGCGAAGUAAUUUGACACAGAAAGAACAGGAAGCACAACAGCUUCUUUUGGAAAAAAGUGAGCUCCAAGCUGAGUUGGAAAAACAAGUUUCCAUUUGUGAACAAAUGAAGGUCAUGCUGAAUAAGAAAGAUGCAGAGAUUUCUCUUCUCCUUUCAUCUAAGGAGACAGACAUAUCUGGCUAUCUUGCUCAAAUACAAACUCAGAACAGACAGCAAAUCACUGAGUAUGAACAGCAAUUAAAGAUUCUGCAAAUAGCCAAAAAGCAAUGUGAUGAAAUUUGUCAGAGGCUACAGAAUGAAUUGAAAAUUGCUCAGAUGAAAGCUGACAAAGCAGUUCAAGACAGGGCUGAGAUGGUCAGUGAAAUUGAUGCCUUUAAAAAGUCCAUGACAUCUCUUCAGAAUAACCGAGAUUCUUUGCUUUCUAAAUUGAAAGAUUUAGAGCGAGAGAAAAAGAGAGCCUUAAGUGAAAAAGAGAGCCUUGUAGCUGACUGUGUGAAUGAAAACCAAGGUCUAAAACAAGAAUUAAGGAAGCUUCUGAAUCAAAUAGACGAUCUUCAUUCUGAAAAUGCGAUGCUAAUGGCACAGCUCACAAAAUAUAGGGAAGAUCUGAACCAAGUUUUAUCCCUGAAAGAUCACCAGUUGAAAGAAUUACUUACACGAAAACUGGAAAGCAUUAAAAGUCUUGAACAGGAAAAAUGUGAGUUGCAGAAAAAAUUGAAUGAAAUGAAGCUGACAGUAGAAGUGCAGGAGGAGAUAAUAGAAUCUCUAAGGCUAGAAAGUGAGAAAUUAACAGCAAAAGCUCAUGACUUAGAAAUUCUCAUAGCAUCAAUAAAUAAAGAGAGAUUGGCUUCUGAAUCCAGAGAGAAAUUCCCACCUCAGGAAGACGAUAGAUAUCAUCAGAAGAGAGGACACAACAUCAGUCAACAGCUUGAAGAAACACAUGAAAAACGAUUACAAGUGUUCCAGGAAGUAACUGGUAAAAAUGCAGUCCAUCCAGAAGAGAAGCAUCAUGUGACUGUUUCAUCUUCAGAACGUGAAACUUGUUCACUGGAGAAUGAAUUGGCAGAAAAGAGGAUCUUGGAAGUUCAGAAUAAAGAACUGAGGUCUCAAAUAGACUCUUUUGGAAAUGCUAUGACAGCUCUCCAAGAUGACAGGGACCGAUUAAUUGAGGACUUCAGGAUGUUUCAGAGCAAGUAUACUUCUGAAGUCAGGUCUGAAAAAAGCCGAGCAGACAGACUUGAAAGCGAGCUGAAUGGUAUCAAAUCAAAUGUUUUUCGUGUGCUCAAAGAAAAUGCCCUUUUGAGUUGGGCAUCUCAAGAAGUGAAAGGUAACAUCCCUCUUGGAGAGGUCACCGAAGAAAUUCAAAAUCUGUGCAAGACAUUGAAUACUCAACGUCUUGAAGUUAACAGGCUUUUGUCUGAGUGUGAGAAUUAUCGCCAGCAGAUGGAUGCCUUUUCCAGGGCUAUGGCCAGUCUUCAAGAUGAUAGAGACAGACUUCUGCAGGAACUCAAUAAACUGAGAAUAGUUCAAGAAGCGAAACAGGGCAUGAGUUCAAGUUCCAUACCUUCUAACUACGUAAAUGAGAUUAGUUCUCUUAAAGAUAAUUUGGAGACUCUUCAGAUGGAUAGGGAGAGGCUGGCUAAAGAAGGAGCAAGUCUUACAACAGCUGAGAUAUCAGAUCUAAAAUCCAAAGUGCAUGACCUUGAGAGAGACUUAAACCAGACAAAAGUUUUUCAAGAAGAAGCUGAGAAAGAAAGAGCCUCAUACCAGAAUGAAUUAAUUGAAUUACGGAGGGAAAAAAAUCUUCUGCUGGCAGAAUGUCAUGCACUUCAAAAUCACUUCCGGGCAACAGUUGACGAGAAAGAAAGACAGAUUGCAGAACUGAAGAGAGUGCAUCGUGAAAUGUUAUCUCAGGGAUCUGGAACUACUGGCAUUCAUUCAACUAAGGGGUUAGAAACGGUUUCUCUUGUUGGAAGCACAGACAGCCCUGAACAAAUGAACUGUCUCUUGGCUGAGAGAAAUCGGCUUCAGAGUGAGCUUCAGUGUUGCCUGCAAGAGCUGCACCAGAGAGAGAUGCGAUUCCAGCAAAUCAAUUCAAAGGUAAUGCAUUCAGCCGAAGAAAAUGCUAUAUUGUCUGGCCAGCUGAAAAUGGUGUCCCAGACUUUGCGGGAUAACCAACUUCAUUACACUGAUCUGCAGAAUUGUUACUUGCAGCUUCAAAGGGAAUAUCAAGCACACAUUUCUGUUCAGGGUACUGUUGAGGGUGAAACUCAAGCAGAAGUUCCCCCAGGAGCUCCCCAGGAGAAAGCUGCUGUCCUUGUUGAAAUAGACAAUAUGGAACUCAGUGAAUUAAGGAAAAGGCUCACAGAGAUGGAGUUGCAAUAUAAUUCAGUGCAACAAACUGUAUCACAACUCAUGGAAACGCUGUCAAAAGAGAGGAGCAGGCGACAAGCUGCAGAAGAGCAUCUUGGGCACUCUGUGAACCAAUUGAAAAGGCUUGAAUUGGGUGGUUAUAGGCCCUCACCUAGAGAACAUGCCAUUCAGAUGGAGUCUGAUGAGGAAAGAGAUGCUCUGAUCAUCAACACCAGUGAACAUAUUAUAGUACGAAAGAUGAAAGGAGGGGCCCUUUCUUUCCAGAGAUGGAUUCGAGGACGAAGUCUUUACUGCUCCAAACUGCUGACCUCCAGAGCAAAAUCUCGCUAUCUCUUUCUUAGUUAUCUGGUGGUACUACAUCUUCUUGUUUUCCUCUGUCUCACAGGCAUCUUAUAAAUGCACUGAACUUUUUAGGUGAAUUAUUUUACUUCUAAAUAAUGGUGUGCCAAUAAUGGUGAGAACAUGAACUUUUCAGAAGCUGCUGUUAUGCUAUGCACUGAAUACUGUUGUAAAUAUUCCAAGUAUAGUGUGUGGCUUUUUAACUUCUUAAUUAAGAAGUUUUAAAUGUACAUCACAGUUGAUCCAAAGUUUGAGUUAAAUUGCUGUUUCACGCUGGAAUAUUAUAUUUGCUAAAGAAAAAGAUACUGUCAUCAAAACACACUACGAAGAAUAUGCUGCAAUAGGGGUGUUUUGUAUUCUUUGGGAAUAUAUAAUGAAUGACUGGGCUGUAAAUGAUAUCUUUUCUAUAUAAAGUUUAUUUUAGCAGAGUUGAAUUAUACAUUUGAAAAAAAAUAUUCUCCUCUCUUGGGUGUCUUUGUCUUCUUGUUUAUAGCAAGAAGCUUACAGAGUGCAAUACUGGGAAAAAAGCUGGAAUCAGUUUCUUGAGUUUCUUAACUUUAAAUAAAAUCUUAAGAACAUGAAAA
This is a messenger RNA of Sphaerodactylus townsendi, 15307 nucleotides long. RefSeq names its product golgin subfamily B member 1-like. Gene Ontology annotation, cellular component: Golgi apparatus. The transcript is spliced from 29 exons. Lineage: Eukaryota; Metazoa; Chordata; Lepidosauria; Squamata; Sphaerodactylidae. Bases 225 to 14780 code for a protein of 4851 amino acids. The record is from RefSeq and is a predicted model, not a curated record.